Messenger RNA from Echinops telfairi (small Madagascar hedgehog), 684 nucleotides. RefSeq names its product mediator complex subunit 29 (gene MED29). Gene Ontology annotation, molecular function: transcription factor binding; transcription coregulator activity. The transcript has 4 exons. The coding region runs from base 22 to 624 and encodes 200 amino acids. Lineage: Eukaryota; Metazoa; Chordata; Mammalia; Afrosoricida; Tenrecidae. Gene Ontology annotation, cellular component: mediator complex. Gene Ontology annotation, biological process: regulation of transcription by RNA polymerase II. The record is from RefSeq and is a predicted model, not a curated record.
CCGGCGCACGACGUGAAGAACAUGGCUGCGCCGCAGCAGCCUCCCUCCGCGGCUGCCUCGGCCGCGGGCGUGUCGGGCCCCGGCUCAGCGGGCGGCCCGGGAGCCCAGCCGCAGCCGCCGCCGCCGGCACCGCUGGUGGGGCCGGCCCAGAGCGGGCUCCUGCAGCAGCAGCAACAGGACUUCGAUCCCGUGCAGCGCUAUAAAAUGCUCAUCCCGCAGCUGAAGGAGAGCCUCCAGACUUUGAUGAAGGUGGCAGCUCAGAAUUUGAUUCAGAACACGAACAUCGACAACGGACAAAAGAGCAGCGACGGGCCAAUACAGCGUUUCGACAAGUGUCUGGAGGAGUUCUAUGCCCUCUGUGACCAGCUGGAGCUCUGCCUGCGCCUGGCACAUGAGUGCCUGUCCCAGAGCUGCGACAGUGCCAAGCACUCUCCCACACUGGUGCCCACAGCGACCAAGCCAGACGCCGUGCAGCCUGACAGCCUGCCCUACCCUCAGUACCUGGCGGUCAUCAAAGCUCAGAUCGCCUGUGCCAAGGACAUUCACACCGCCUUGCUGGACUGUGCCAACAAGGUCACGGGCAAGACGCCGGCUCCACCUACUGGCCCUGGGGGCACCCUCUGAGCUGGGGAGAGGGCAGGGAGGGUCAGGGGAAGGAUUGGGCAAUGAACAGCAGUUACCCUA